This is a messenger RNA of Oreochromis aureus, 5398 nucleotides long. Its product is annotated as butyrophilin-like protein 2. NCBI's taxonomy places the organism in Eukaryota, Metazoa, Chordata, Actinopteri, Cichliformes, Cichlidae. Gene Ontology annotation, cellular component: external side of plasma membrane. The coding region runs from base 1353 to 2906 and encodes 517 amino acids. The transcript is spliced from 7 exons. The record is from RefSeq and is a predicted model, not a curated record. Gene Ontology annotation, biological process: positive regulation of T cell proliferation; negative regulation of T cell proliferation; immune response.
GAUCUGUGUGUUUGGUUAAGAGUGACGUUACUGUGGAGAGUGUUCAUCAAUCAGAUGAUGAGGAAGAGUAUCAUGUUUACAGCUGAUCUGCAUGCUGGAAGUAUUUGGAAGAAAAACCUUGCUGACAGUUAACGAAUGUUUAAAAACAAAUAGAAUUAUUUCACUGAUUUAUUGAUUAUUUAUUGGUUCCUCUCCUGAUGUUAUUUGGGGAUGUUUUCUGCAGUCAUGGAAUUUUGUGAAUAAUGUCUGCAACACAGAAAGAGCUGUGAUCAAGCUAUUUAUUACUGUGAAGGAGAGCCAACACACAUCAAAUAUGACAGUUUACAGUCAUGCCAGCUCUGCCCUUGGGACGUCUCAGCUCCUCUUUUAUACCCCCCACACACAACUCUCUGUAUCUUUCAGUUACAACAGGUUUCUGUCCCAUGGGCUGUGGCUGGGCAGAGAGCAACUCCCACUAUCUUUUCCCAGGAAGCUCCUGGAACCGGUCAUCUAGGAAGUUUCGUCCUUCUACGCCCCAACAGUUAGCAGAUAACAAAGUGAAACAUCGUAGCUAAGCAGUGCUUCACGAGGUCAUACUGACACACACACAUCUAAACAUCUCAUCUAAGCAAACAAAGGUUAUACCAAAUCCUACAGUGAGAUUCUAAACACAUAAAUCUAAAUGUGAGGAUAAACUAGAAUUUUCCAUAACACUGCUGUAAAUGGAGCCGUGUUGUGUUUUCUUUAGAACAAAGCUGAGCACAGUAAGGAUCAGAUUUGAAAAAUGAUCACAGGACUGAGACAAACAAUGAGAACAGAUGAAGUUAGUUUGGACUUCCUGGUGCUGACUCUGACUCAGGUGAUGUUUCACAGAGCUGAGUGGGCACUAACAGUUUCUGUGUCCUUGAUGGAUCUUUCUCAUCUUUUCAACAUCUCUGCUGGACAUAAUCAGGAGUCUGAGUCGACACAUCCUCACUGCAGGUGUGAAGAAGGAAACCUCACAGACAACAUGAUGAGUGCAAAGAGUUGAAUUUGAUUUGUAAAUGUAUAAAAUGUUUUGACAAAGCUUAAAAUCCUACUGUUAGUUUUGCACAUUUUAAAGUUUAAUUUCUAAUUUAAAGUUUCAAAUGACAGCAGAAUAUUAAUCCCACAGAGCAGCAAACACAUGUUACUCAAAGCAGUGCACGGUCAGUUGUGUAGACGCUGCUUGUCGUUUCUCCUCUGAGUUUAAUUGUGAAAGUCAUUUGCUACAAAAAGAUUUUAUUUUGAAGGAUCAACAGGAAUUUAUCAGGGUUCCUCUGUCUAAUGUAAGAACACCAAACCUUUAGUGCAGCAGCAGCUGUGUGUAUUUGUUAUCAGGACUUUAACUGGAGAUGAAGAUGUUGCUGCCACUCCUGCUCCUCGUACUCAACGACCAACUGGAGGUGACAAUGGGGAAAACAUCAGACUUCAUCAUCCUACCUUGCAAAACAAAACCUGAGCUGCCCGAGGACUCUAGAGUUGAGUGGACUCAUGCUGACCUAGUGGUCCAUGUGUAUUCAAACAGAAGUGAUGACCUUAAGAACCAGGACGACCUUUACUGUGAUCGCACGAAGAUGAACAAAGACCUGCUGAGAACUGGAGACCUCAGUCUGACCCUGAAAUACCCCACAGAGAGAGACAGUGGAGGAUACAUCUGCACCAUCUACAGGGACAAAGACAUCCUGAGACAGAAAGUAGUGCUGCAGGUCAAAGAACCGUUUCCAUCCUGGGCCACAGUUCUCCUGGUUCUCUUGGGCCUCCUGGUUCUUAUUGGGAUUUCUGGAGGUCUCAUAUAUUAUUUCCGGCACUAUUUCAUGUCAGUUUACAAGGUGAAGGUGGAUUCAGGGCUGGAGUCUGUCCUGUUGCCCUGCAAAGCCAGAGUUUGGCUGCCCAAACAUGCAAAAGUGGAGUGGAAGGACAAAUAUAACAGGAAGGUCCACGUGUGUAAGAACGGCUCUGACCAGCCUGAAGAACUGCACCCAGAUUUCAAAACCAGAACCAAGAUGAAGAAAAAUCUGCUGAAGCUUGGAGACUUCAGUCUGACCCUGAAAAACCCCACAUUCGCAAACACCUACACCUGCACCAUCUGUGACCGGCAGGAAAACAUCAUCCAUCUCCUGAUGGAGAAAAAAGUGGAGCUGAAAGUCAGAGUCCCCCAGGUGGAGGCGGAUUCAGGGGAAGAGUAUGUGAAACUACCCUGCAAAACCUCUUUAGAUUUUACCCUACUUUACAACGCAACCAUUGAGUGGACAAACACGUACAACACGAAGGUCCACGUGUAUCAGAAUGGCUCUGACCAGCCUGAAGAACAGGACAAGAUCUAUAAAGAUCGAACAGAGAUGAAUAAAGACCUGCUGACAUCUAAAGACCUCAGUCUGACCCUGAAAUACCCCACAGAUGCAAACACAGGUAUCUACACCUGCACCGUCUACAACAGCGAGAGAAACAUCCUGCUGAAGAGAAAGGUGGAGCUGAAAGUCAGAGACUGUCUGGUGGAGGUGGUGGAGGGGGCGGAGUCUGUCGAGCUGCCCUUCAAAACCACAGGAAACCUGCCUGAAGAUGCCACAGUAGAGUGGGAAUACUGUGAACCUGAAUGCAGGAAGGUCCACGUGUAUGAGAACGGCUCUGACCAGCCUGACAAACAGGAUGAGAAAUACAGAGACCGAACAUCAAUGAAUGAAGACCUGCUGAAAACUGGAGACCUCAGUCUGACCCUGAAAGUGAAAGACCCCACAGAUGAAGACAGUGGGAGAUACAGAUGUGAAGUCAAGCUUGGCUAUAAACUUCUCAGAAGGAAAAUGCUGUUUCUCAAAGGGAGAGUUCAGGUCCAGGAUCAAACAGGGGACAUCAGGAACAGAAGCAGCUCCAUUGAUCCGACUCCUCUGAUGGCUGAUCAAUCAGUUUGAUCUGUGUGUUUGGUUAAGAGUGAUGUUUCACUGAUUAUUUAUUGGUUCCUCUCCUGCAGUUAUUUUAUCUGUCAGCCUCAUUGUUUCUGCAUUUUUUAAUACCAAGAAGCUUUUACUUAGUUUUAAAGUUACCACUUGCAUGUGGAAGGUCGUGAGUUCAGGUACAACAUGGGACAGUUUUCACAAUGACAUCUUUUUUUUCCUAUAUAGUGAUUACACAACAACUUUACACAGAGGUCUUUAUUUUUCCUCACACAGAAAACUGUGAACAUUUUCAUGUGUACUAAAAGCUUCCCUGCUGCAGAGGGACGGCUUUACUACACACUGUAAAUGUUCUCCAGCAGUGAUGGUGAUGAGCGUUUCCAUGACGUCAGAGUACCUGCUGUCUCAGGAACAGGACACGUGUGGCCUGUUAAAAUAGCUGUUUCAUGUAUUUAUUAUCCAUCUCACUUCCACUUUGUUAGUCGGCCUCUUUAUCACCAACUUUUUACCACACAGUCGACCAAGUUCACCAUCAGGAACAGUCCCACUGGUAUUUCUCCAGAAAAAAGUCUAGUCUAGUUAAUAUUAUGUUUAAAUUAACUAAAUAAUUAUUUAAUGUUGUACAUAUGUAUUUAAUUUAGGUAUUUUUGGUCUACAGUAUAACUGGAGAAAACUUUUUGGGAACUUUGGGGGAGUGAAAAUAAAUAUAGGGAAUGAAUUCACUGCACAGGCAUAUUACAUAUAUCCUAACCCAGUAGGCCUUUCUGUAAUAUGCCUGGCAGUAUCCAGCCUUCCUCCUCUCUGUCUGUCCGUCAGGAGGGGGAAGAGGAUGAUGAUGAUGACGAAGAGCUAGUUGAAUUUCCCCUUUGAUUCGUGACCUCAGUUUGCUUUUUAAAUACAGGCCUAAUCUUACAAACUCCUAAUCACAUAAAUACAGUCUACAUAAUGUCUCCAAUCUCAAAGUAAACCCGUUAUAGGCCACGUCUUACUUUACAGUUAACACUCUGUUCUUUAUUAUUUAUUACAUCUAAAAAUGUUCUAGUCCUGUUCAGCUGUAGACGUCAGUAAGUAAAGUAAGUAAAAUUUUAUUUAUAUAGCACCUUUCAAGAUAAAAAUCACAAAGUGCUUUACAGAGGCAGAAAACAGACAUUAAAAUCCAAAACAAAACAAAAUUAACCAAAAGCAAGUUUAAACAGAUACGUUUUUAACUGCUUUUUUAAAAGACAUGACUGAGUCCACAGAUCUCAAACUCAAAGGGAACGAGUUCCAGAGUCUGGGAGCCACUGAUACAAACGCUCUGUCACAUUUUGUUUUUAACCUUGUAUGAGGGACAACCAGCAACCCCUGGUCACAAGACCUCGGGGACCUGCUGGGGUGAUAAGAAAGAAGAAGAUCACUUAAGUAAGUUGGAGCUACACUGUGCAGGGCCCUAAAAGUCAUGAUUAUGAUCUUAAAUUGGACCCUGAACUUGACAGGGAGCCAAUGCAGCUGAAUCAGCAGGGGAGUGGCAUGGGAGUGUUUGUGAUGCUUUGUCAGAAGCUUAGCAGCAGCAUUCUGAACGCCCUGCAGUCGUUCCAGGGAGGCAUUACUUAAGCAAGUAAACAAGGAAUUACAAUAGUCUAAGCGGGAUGAAACAAAAGCAUGAAUGAUCAUUUCCAAUUCGGAACGUGACACAAUGGGACUCAGCUUAGCGAUAUUUCUUAAAUGGUAAAAACAAGAAUGAACCAAAGAUUUAACGUGUGUCCAGCGUCAGAGCUGUAUCAAAUGUAACACCAAGGUUCCUAAUGGAUGAUUUAAUAUAAGAAGCAAGGGUGCCUAGAUUUUUAACCACGAGGGGAACAAAUUUCUCAGGAGCAAAGACAAUGACUUCCGUUUUAUCAGCAUUUAGUUGAAGGUAAUUACCAGCCAGCCAAUCUCUAACGGAAUCUAAGCAGGACUGCAAGAUUUGGAGCUUAGAAACAUCAGGUGGCCUAAAAGAGAUAUACAGCUGAAUGUCAUCUGCAUAACAAUGAUAUGAAAUAUCAGAGAAAGAGCUAAGAAGUUGCAGAAGAGGGAGUAAAUACAACAAAAACAAUAAUGGUCCCAAGACAGAGCCCUGAGACACCCCAUAGGCAAGAGAGCUGACGAAGGAUCUGAACUUAGAGGUAGCCACAGAGAAAGAUCGAUUAGACAAAUAGGAUUUAAACCAUUCCAAUGCGGUACCCGAUACACCCACCCAGUGGUUUAAUCUAUCUAACAAAAUAAGAUGAUCAACGGUGUCAAAAGCAGAGGUCAGAUCCAGAUUGAAAUUUAUCAAGAACGUUGUGUUCAUCUAGAUAAUCCGUGAGUUGCUUGGCCACAACCUUUUCUAAAAUCUUGGCAAUAAAAGGCAGUUUUGAGAUGGGUCUGUAACUGCUGUUCACAAACGCUGUCCAUCUAAUCUGACUGAGCUGGAGCUGUUUUGCAAAGAAGAAUGGGCAAGGAUUUCAGUCUGUAGAUGUGCAAAGCUGGUAGAGACAUACCCUAAAAGA